AUGGGUUAGGAUUGCUGUACGAAUCGUUUGAAAACAUAGUUUUUUACAGGUUAACGCAACCAAACAGAUACAACAAGCGCAUUCGCUUAGACUACUUUUAAUCCCUUUAAGAACAGUCUCUGCAUUUCUUUCCUAUACUUACUUACAGGGAAGCAAGUAGUCAUUCAAAAUAAUUUGAAAAUGAUUCUUCAAUUAGCAGAAUAGUGUAGUAAGAAUCACAUUUGUUGCUACUUUGAUCCAGAUUAUUUACAAAAAUAACACAGCCUCAUAGAGUAUUAGAGCCCAGGUUCUUCAUUUAAUCGCAAUAGCUUGGCAGAAGCUUUUUGGACAGACUUAGAAUACUUCUAUGAAGAAGACAUAUGGAAUGAAAUUUUUUAAUUUAAAGUAAUAUUACUUAUUGAAACGCAAGGUAAAGGGAAGCAUGCCCUUACGAUAACUCGCUGCAUGGACCCAUCUAGAGGAAAUUAUUUUAUUGUAUACGAUUUUUUAAAUCGUAACAGAUAAUAUCGUGAAAAAGUCUUUUAAGAUGAAUCAUCAUUGAAUGGCUAUCUUAAUACCAUAGGAGAGCACUUUUAUGUCUCUUAUUCACCCUAGCCGUUAUCUAUCAAGCUUUUAACAUUUUAAUUUAUUGAUGAUAAAACAGAGAGCGACAUAGAGAAUAUAAUCAUCAAUAAUAGCUAAAUGACUAAUAAGAGCACUAGUAAAAAUAAUAACAUGAACGCUAUUAAUAUUAAUUAAACAUCAUAGUAUUCUAUUUAAUAAUAAAUAUAGCCUUAACAAUAAAUUACAUGCUAAGCCUCUAUUUAAUAGCAACACCAAGAGUAAUAGAAGCAAGAAAACAUAAUUCCCUUACAUAUACAACUCCAGUAACUCCCGUAAGUUCAAGGAAAAUCAUGCAAUUUGAAUAGCUUAUAGUCUAUCCACUCUAUGCAAUCUCUUAAUUAAAAUAGAGGUUCAAUUCCUUUAAAAAUGAAUAGAAACUCGAGUUAGUGUACACCUUCAGAAAUACAAACAAAUCAACCAAGUUAAUCAAUAUGCACUUUACAAUAAUUUCCACAACACUCAUGCAAUAGCUAAGGCUAGUUUGUAAAUUAGUAAAGGAUGAUCUAGUUGUAAUAUUUAAAUUAAAAUGACCAAAAAUAUAAUUAUUCUGUUCCUUCUGAUGCAUUCCAUAAAAACAAGGUAAUUAAUUAAAGUUGCUCAAAAAAUCAUGAAUUUUACUACAAUCUUAAUUCAUAAUCUACUGGAAUUCCUCCAAGUAAAUGCAGUUGCGGGUUUUAAAUCAAUAGUAAUACUAAUUAAAUAAAUAUUAACUCAAGCUGGGAAGUAGAAAAUGGCUUAGAAGUAAAUGAAUUCAACUACUAUUAAAAUAACGCAAUUAAUGGUAAUUAAAAUGCAGAUGAUCCUGAAAUAUUAGAAAACGGCUAAUCUAGCGACUCAAACUCUAUUCAACUUAAUCAAGAAGAUAAUUAAAUUUUAGAAGAAAACGGUGACAACCCUCACAGUUUUCAUUUUUAGAAUAAUGGAAUCAUACACUUUGGAGCAGAGAAUGACCAUGAAGAUUUUCUAAGUGACGAUGCUUCUGAAAUUCAAAUUUGCAUACAAUCUGCAUAAGACUUGUAUUGA
Molecule: messenger RNA, 1626 nt
Organism: Tetrahymena thermophila SB210
Lineage: Eukaryota; Ciliophora; Oligohymenophorea; Hymenostomatida; Tetrahymenidae
Exons: 1
Source: RefSeq, a predicted model, not a curated record